CUGGCAGUUGGCUACCAAUUGAAGGAGCAUCUUGGUUGCAUCCUACCCCCACAGGACGGGGCUUGAAAGGGAAGGAAGGGGCUGAUGGUUUGUAUCUUAACAGACCUCAAGGGCCUUUUCUGCAUAGAAAAUGGGAGGUGUGAAGGUGAAGUCCCCUGAAUAGGAAGGGCAUUUGCCACUAAGCCACAUUGUGUUUCCACUUGCUCAAUUUCCAGGCCACCACCUUCAUAUUCAGUGAGAGAGUCCUAUCCAUUAAGUGUGGGCUUUAGAGGCAUUGCUAGAGGGUGCCUCCAAAAAAUUUUUCCCCUUUUCCUUUUUUAUUAAACCCUUUGUUUACAGGGCAGCUGGGAAUGCUGUAAAGUAUAGAGUUGGUAAGACCCCAGGCACUUGCCCUCUUUUUAAUUUGUUCAGAGGCAGUACUUUGUAGUAGCAUAUGCGAAUUUGUGUCAUUGGGCUGUAGCUACCUGGCUGAGCAUACGAGGUUGUGGGUUCAAUCCCUCGCAAAUCCAGGUAGGACUCGCAGAAGUUACGCCCUGCCUGAAACCCUGCAAGCCAUUCUGCCAGUCAGUGUAAACUACUGAACUAAAUAGACCUGACUCACAAGAGCAGCUUCCUAAGCCACCUAGCAAACGCCCUUCUUCGUACAUCAGACUCCCAUUUAAUGUUGGGCACAGUGGAAUCAGCUGACAAAAUCCAGCACGUUAGAAUUACUUUAUCUGUGUAGGUAUGUGGAAUGGAAGGGAGCGUUGUCUACCUUUCCCAGUUAAAGCAGUGCACUCACUGGUGCCCUGCCCUUUCUCCCGCUUACCAUGCAGUCCUGGCUCAGGAUUAGUUGCAGGCUACAUGGUUUCCAGAAGUGCACCAGGGCCUACAUCAAGUUUGCGAUUUCCCCUGAGAGUGCCUCCUCCCAUCAGUCAGUCCUUCUUACCCUGUUUCUGCAUUUAUAGUCGUGGACACAUGCACACACAAAGCAAGCAGAAAAUUGGCAGUACUCUGCUCAUAUCACAUUUGCAAGCAAGGGGGGUGGGAGUAAAGAGGUAUGUGGACUUACAUCUUAAUUCACAGCACUAGUCAUAAAAAAGAGAGAAACUUGUGGGUACUGCCUGCUUUAAGAACAAAAAUUGCCCUCAGGGAAGGCAGAAGUCUGUAACUUCUUUCUGUAACUGCUUUCUCCCAAUACAAUAGUCUGCACCUGCUGGUUAAAGGAAGGGCAAAUCUUGUGUUUUCCCAAAGAGCUCUGCGUUGCCUGCAAAAUUUCAGUGAUGGGUAUUUUUUGAGUCGUGAAGCUGAGAAGGUUUGGGCCUGGUCAUAGGUGACCACCCUUAUGCCACCUUGUGUUCCGUGAUGGGAUACAAAUUAAGAAAAUAAUAUUAAGGAACAAAAGCAACCACAAAUUGCUUCAGAGACAGGUCCAGAAGCCGCACUUAUUGCAAAUAUGAACCUAUGCUAACUUACUUUUUUAUGGGGACACCAGAAAUGAAGACUUAUGAUCUUUCUCCCCAAUAUAUUUAAAGUUUUUUUAUCCCAUCCUUUGAUAAUUAAAAAAGAAUCUAAGACAGUGUAUGUUCUAAAAUGUCAAUCUAAAAUACAUGAUAGGUAAACGACAAAUUGUGUCCUCAACCAGCCGUAGAUGGGAACAGUUUAGAGUGGCUGGCUCUCUCACGGUUGUGGCUGGCAUCCAUCCAUCUCAAAAGACAAUGGAGUGCACUUGCAGGGGUGAAUUUCUCAAAGCCAUUUCAAAAGCCAUGAAGUGCCUGAAGAAACAAGCUAAUCUUUACCUGGUGUUUAAAAAUUAAAAUUUUCAGCAAGCAGAAAAGCGGGGAUUUACAUCAUUGAAAUGUCUCUAGUCAGAAAGCCCCCAUUGCUGGUAAGAUGAAAGUCCUCAGCCUUGGGCCUCCUUAAAUGAUCUCAGUCACUGGAGAGAUUCAUGUGAGAAUAAAUGGCAAACAAUGGGCUCAUCUGUUUUUUUAUUUAGUUCAUUACAUUUAUAUCUUACUUUCUUCUCCAAGGAACUCAAGGUAGUGUACAUGGUUUCCCCUGACCCCAUUUAAUCCCCACAACCACCUUGUAAGACAAGUUAGGCUGAGAGGCAGCGGUUGGCCCAAAGUUACCCAGUGACCUUCAUGGCUGAGGGAAGAUUUGAACCCAGGUCCUAAUCCAACCCUCUAACCACUAACACUGUGCUGAUCUUCCCCUAAUAUUAACAAUGCAUGUUGUGGAUACAUGUCUCAAGUUCAAAAUCAUGUGUUCCAGCAAUUCAGUGAAGGAUAAAAGAUACUCUAGCUCAGAAUCAUCAUCAUCUUCAGGCCCGGUAGAGAGAAACUACAGUAGCUCCGGUUCGUGCUCUGGAUAGAAAAGUCAAGCCUCAUGGCCCAACAACUGCUUCUGAAAUGGAUUCUUUCAGCCGCUGUUUGCUCCUACUUCUUUUUAUCGCCAAUUACACAUUCCUUUCUCUGCCCAGUGUCCAUCUUUCUCUCUCUUUCUUAGAUCCAAAAUGGAAGAGAGCUGUCGCACCCCCAGGAACAGCCCUCCUCAGGACGAUAAAGCUGCCCCAACUGGCUUUGCACCCAGAAUAUCGGAAGCCAUGGCUGAGUACUUGGUGAACACUGUGGCCGGCACUGCCAAAAUGGUCCAGGCUUCUGUGGAAGCGCAAAAGUCUGCUCAGGUACCUGAGCCCAGGCUCUAGGAAUGACCAGUAUUAGAGAGACUGAAUGAGAGAAAUAAUUCUCUUGCUCAAAACUCCCAAUAUCAUUUCUCAGCCUUUGCACACAGAGAGUACACUGGGAGUUAGGCUGAAGCAGGCUUCCUCAGACUUAUCCCUCCAGAUGUCUUGAGACUACAAUUCCCAUCAUCCCUGACCACUGGUUCUGCUAGCUAGGGAUCAUGGGAGUUGUAGGCCAAAAACAUCUGGAGGGCCACGUUUGAGGAAGCCUGGCUGAAGGAUAGUUUCUAGCCCAGGACACCCAACCUUGGGCUGAGGGGUGAUUUGAACCCUGAUCCCCCCCCCCCACAUAUUCUAACACUGGCUCCAUCCAAUGCCCUGAUCACUUAACAAACUUCAGGGUUCAUUGGGGAAAGUAAUGCGCUUUAAAUGUAAGGUGUGUGUACACAGCCACUGUGACAGGUGUGUAACAACCAGCCUUUAGCACUUUUGCUGCCAGUGUCAAAGGAGGGGGGCUUUUACACUGUGUCACCCAUUUUGUGGAAGGAGAUCAGGCAAGCACCCAACAAUAGGGUGCUUUCACAGACUGUUAAAGACGUUUCCUUUUUCUUUCUUUUUUUAUAAAAUUUUUAUUCAUUUUCAACAACAAUUUUAUACAAUCCAUUCACAUUUUAUCACACAUUCAUCUAUUUUUUGACUUCCCUCAGUUUCUCUGCCAAUCUUUCGUUUUAAAUUUAUAUUAUUUAACGCAUUUCUAAGCUUAAUAUUGCCUUUAAAAAUCACCUCUCCCUUCUUACUCUUUUUUACAAUAUUUCUUAAUUUUUCACAGAGUCUCUUGAAAACCAACAAGCAUUAUCUGUUCAUCACAUAUGCUUUUCAGAUAGUCUUGAAAUCUCCCCCAGUCCUCGAUGAACUUUUGGUCUCGCUGGUAUCAAAUCUUCCCUGUUAGUUUAUCCAAUUCUGCAUAUUCAGUCAAUUUCGUUCUCCAUUCUUCCACCGUUGGAAUUUCUUCCUGUUUCCAUCUUUGGGCCAGAAGUAUUCUCGCUGCUGUUACUGCAUAUUGGAAAAGUUUAGUCUUUCUUAUUUAUUUCAUUACCUACCAAUCCUAGUAGGAAGGCCUCCGGUUUCUUAACAAACAUAUAUUUCAACAUCUUUUUCAAUUCAUUAUAUAUCAUUUCCCAGAAGCCUUUCACCUUUUUACACUCCCACCACAUAUGAUAGAAUGUUCCUUCUUUUUCUUUACAUUUCCAACACUUAUUACAUGUUUUAUACAUUUUAGCCAGUUUUACUGGCGUUAUAUACCAUCUGUAUACCAUUUUCAUUAUAUUUUCCUUUAAUGUAGUACAGGCCGUAAAUUUUAAGACGUUUCCUUUUUCUUGGGCAUUUCCUGACUGUUUUUGUUGUUGUUCAGGCUGUUGGAGUUGCUGCACUUAUAUGAGUAUAUUGACGUUUCAGUGGUUAUUUUAAUGGUUUUUGCGUAUUGUGGACUUCUUUGAGAUUUGUAAGCUUAUAAAUGAAAAGAUAUUGAAGAUUUGUAAAUAAAUCAGUAUGUAAGAUUUAAAAAUAAAUGAAUAAAAUUGUUGUCAUUUAUAAAAGACCCAUGGCACGGUUAAGAGUGACAAAAAUGAGCUCUUUUUAUAGCAGUUUUAUGUAGGAAUCUCUUGUAUCUGGGGCCUUGUGUGGGACUCAAAGCCUGCAUAGCCGUGACUUGUCCCCUUCUGCCUUCUCUCCAGCUCGCUUGUUUCCAUGCAGAGCAGUCCCUGGCCCAGGCCCGGCUGAGCUACAUGGCAGCCCGGGGGUUGGCUGAGCGACUUUUGGGGUUCCUGAACCCCCCUGACUACCAAGGGCUCUUCCAGCUCCUGACAGAGCCCCCGCUACCCUAUUCUGAAUUCUGCACCAUCAUCCGACGUACAGAAAAUGGUCAGUAUCAAUAUCCCUGGUGCUGGGAAUUUGUUUUCUGCCUGGACACCCGUCGUCUCUGUCGCUGUCCAUCUGGAUCCUGCCUACUCCCUCAGUAACCCCGCCCAUUCUUAUGGGGGUCACACCCACUGACCCCCAUAUCUUCACCUACUUCAGGUUCUGCGUGAAGCUAAGAAUUCAGUGGGUGUGGCCUCCAUAAGAAUGGGUGGGGCUACUGAGAGAGAGUAGGCAGGGUUCAGAUGACGUGUGGCACGGUGAAUGGAGCAACAGAGCCUUUUUGUGGGUGGCCCCUCAACUGUGGCAUAUACAGUGGUACCUCGGUUUAAGAACAGUCCUGUUUUUGAACGAUUCGGUUUACGAACUCUUGAAAACCGGAAGUAGUGUCCCGGUUUGAGAAUUUUACCUCAGUCUGAGAAUGGAAUCCGAAUGGUGGAAGGGCACUGGCGGCGGGAGGCCUCAUUAGGGAAAGUGCACCUCAGUUUAAGAACGGAUUUCCGGAACGGAUUAAGUUCGUAAGCCAAGGUACCACUGUACUCCCCCGAGGAGGCCUGCCUGGAGCUCUUGCUGCUAGAAUUAUUAUUGCUCACCGUAUUUCUGCACUUCACCAUGCUAUUCCAAGGCAGGUUACAAGAGCUUUAGAAGUACAAUAUUAAAAUGUUAAAAUUAAUUACGGUCAAGCGAAUAUGGUGGGCCCUACCAUUUAGGGCCUAGCAGAAGUCUUAUUUCUGUUUUCCCAGGUUUCUUUUUAAAGAGCUGCUAAUGUUACCAUUUUUAAUGUAGUGCAGUUCAGUUUUUACUCUCUCCUUCAAUGGACUGCUGCUGUUUUAGUUUGCUUUAAUAACUUGUGGGCAAUAAUAAUAAUAAUAAAUUGCUAUCUUUAUUUAUUUUCUUACUUUUGCUUCUUACUGCCUUGCCAGCAGCUCUGCACAUGUAAAUUUGUGUUGAAGGUGCAGGAUAUAUAAAUCAUUAAAGAAAGCCACCCCACUGCUUCCUCCUGCCUUGCAGUACUCCUGCACCCUGUUCUGAAGUGCAAGCCAGGAUUCCCAGCCAGACGAGAACCCAGCCCCGGCUCUGAAUUCACCUGUCCGUGAGUGACCUUGUGGGAGGCCCUUGUGGGGCAAACCCAUCAUAUUAACGUGGGGGAGAGCGUGGUGCUGAUAACGCCAAGGUUGCAGGUUCAUUCCCUGCAUGGGAUGGCUGAAUAUUCCCACAUUGCAGCGGGUUGGACUAGAUGAUGAUCCUCAGGGUCUUUUCCAACUCUACAAUUCCACACUUUAUAUAUAUAUAUGCUUUUAUUUCCAUGCUCCUCUUUCCAGACCAGAUCUUAGUGAUGAUGGGCUUCAAGGAGGGGGUCAUGACUUCCGGUGCUUCAUAUCCUCUUGUGCCUGUGAAAGAGUGAGUGAUAUGCGUCCCCUGUGGUCUUCAACCUAAAAGUUUUGAUGAGCAGGGGCUGGUUGUAAUCUGCCCUCUGACGAGAGGAAGGCAUUCGGCACAUGCUGAGAUGCAUUACAGCUUUGAAGCCAAGGGUCUAGGCUUGCAGCCAUGGGCAUAGCCGAGGGGCGGCAGGGAGGGGCAGCUGCCCCCCCAUAAUCAAUAAAAAUCAAUAAAAAUACACAGCAAACUGAGGUUCUGCCCCCCACCUAACAGGAGGUCUGACCCUCCCUAACAAAAACCCUAGCUAUGCCCAUGCUUGCAGCCACGUCAGAAUAUUUUUUAAAUGUAGUGCUCGGAGGUGGUUAUAUAUUAUGACCACAGCAGAUGGGGAGGUGCAAUUUAACCAUUUGCUCCUCAACUGUGUUCUUGACAGAAAUUAGCGAUAAAAAAAGAGGAUGGUUGAUGUCUCUGUGAGGGGAGAGGGCAGUCCAGGUGCCACAGGAGCAAGCUCUGGGUUCUCUUUUUUCCCUGUCGGCCUUCCUAAAAACCCUCCCCACAGAGCAGUUGUUGGUACUCUCAAAUUUAAACAGAGAUUUCCAGAUCCAGAGACCACCAGAUCCAGAGACCAGAAAAGUGCCAGGGGCCAGGUGGCAGCAGAGCAUAUGCGUCUCUCACCUGUGUUAAGUAAUAACUCUGUAUAAACAGGCAUUUGGCUGAGCAAACAAUCUAUGGCCUUUUUAAUGCUUUUGCGGGAUAGGGUGACUGGCUUUCCCCCCUUUUGUUGUGAUAUGUAUUUUGUGCUGUAAACUGCCCUGUGAUCUUUGGAUGGAAGGUGGUAUAUAGAUUUAAUUAUCACUGUUAAUAAUAAAGGGCAACGUCAGCUGUGGGCUCUGAGCCCGGCACAGCUGGCCUCAGGCCUGACAGCUGAGUGAGGUGGGUGGGGCUUAAUCUGAAGUAGGAGGGGCUAAGGGGAAUCAGGAAGUAACAGGAAGCAAAAAAAUUAAUAUAUUUAGGAGACCACUGUAAGCAGAUGAAAACAUUAGCAGGGUUUUAAUAACACUUGUAAUGUAACAAACACUAUGGACAACAUGAAGAGGUAUAAAAUAUGGAUUGUGAAAUAAUACAAAGUUGAAAAUGUUGACAGUAGGACCCAGGGAGGGGAUGGUGGGAAGUCUGGAGAUUCCAAGAAAUCUCUAAAUAUGAAUACGUACUUGGUACUGUUGUAUCUUUACACUUGUAAAACCAAAUAUUAUUUUUUUAAAUGGAAAUAGCAGGAAGCACUAUGGAGAUCCUAUGAAAUAGUGAGGAGGGGCCCAAUAAGAGGGGGGGAGAGGGGUUGCUUCUGGGUCCCCCCCUUCCAUCCUUCCCUUUUCUCCCACAGCAGGAUGUGGACUGCACAGAGGAAGAGGAGGGUCUGUCUCUGCAGAUUCGAGGGCGAAACCCCUCACGCCAUAAGCAAGUACGUGCCCUCAAACCGCUGUUUCGUAUCAUUAUAGAAAUCGGGGUUGGCUUUUGCAGCCCGGCUCCCCACCAAGCGACUUUGGAUCCCUUGAGGUCCGCUAUUGGUCAGAGAAAUAAAUGGAGACAUUAAUCACAUACAAGAAAGCAAGGCUGGAUGCUGAGCCUGAUCUUUAUGGAUCAGUUGCAACAGGAUCUCCCCCUCCCACAACAGAGAGAAGAAGAAGGGCCCCAAACAAAGUGGGAGCUACUUUUGAAACUUGUGUCCAGCCACCUUGGCAAGAAAGACACAAAACGUCGUAGAAGGAGGGGCUGCCCAGUGAAAGUGGGGCAUGUGUAAUUUGCAUGGUUUCUAAUUUAUCAGUCAUGACACUUUGUGAAUUGCUUGUCUCCAUUCUGUCAUUCAUAUUCCUGACACAUUUAACCAUCCCUUUAGAUUUGUAACUACGCUUUCUCCUUUCUCCUCUGGGACACAUUAUUCUUGCCCUUGCUCAAACCUCCCCACUUUGAUACUCAAAAGACCUCCAUUUGACAGGUCUCAGCUUCUAUUGACAAGCCACCCAAACUGCAGAUUUAUGCCAUGCUGCAGCCCAUUGAGGAGUUUCCUGGCUACAGAGUUUCCUGGCAAGUUUCCUGGCUACAGAGGUGGCUGCCAGCAGGGGCCGAUAUGGACCAAGCAUGGCUCGUCUGCCCCCCUUUCAUUUCUAAACUAGAAGGUGCUGGAGUUCUGGCCUGGGAACCUAUUUUUCCUAAGGAAUAUGGCAUUUGGGAAGCUGCCUGUGGUCGCUGACUUGUGAGCGAAAGAUUCUGCAUGUGCUCAGUGACACUGCCCUUCUGUGGCUCCCACUAAAGAACCAGAGGGGUCUUGUGUGGUACUUUAAAGCCUGAAUUUUGUGGCAUAAGCUUUUGUGAACUAGCAGCCACUAUACCAAAUGCAGGAAAUGUAUCCUCAGUAGGCAGAUAGAAAUAUACUGUGACAAUGUGACAGGCCCUACCUCUUCCAUUUACUAGCUUUUGGGUCCCACCCCUAAAUACGGGGCGGGGGUUGUCUUCCCCUCUGUACUUGUGUGUGCCUAAUCUGCCAGCUGAGGACAGCUCCUCUUGUGCUAGUCUGUGAAAACUGAUGUGGUAAUGAAUCCGUCUGUCUUCAAAGUGCCACAAGGCCAUCGGUUGUUUUUGCUGCAAACCCUAACACAGGUCAUCUCUCGUAUUUGUUAAUGCUAGUAGUAGUGUGUGUGUUGGAAGUGUGGGCUUUGACUCCCAAGACUGAAAAAUGGCUUUGAAGAUGCUUUCUUCCCUUACCAGGUGGAGACUGUGCUUCUGGAAGAUCAGAUGGGGUAUGUGACCCAGCGCCGGCCCCGACGGUCCCCCUCGGCUGGCGUGGAGGGGCUUUCUCCCCUAGUAUCUGAGCAGGACCUCAACACCAUUCAGGUAUUGACUCUCUGGGCAUAAGGCACCAGGGAAAAUUGGAGAGGACAGGUGGUAGAGGCAAGAGGAGCAGGAUUUGUUUGUUUGAUGUAUAUUUAUUACAUUUAUGUACAAUCUUCCCCCCCCCCCCGCCCAAGCAGCUCAAGGUGGUGUACUUGGUUCUUCCCUCCCAUUUCCUCCCCCUCACAGCAACCCUGUGAGGUAGGCUAGACUGAGAGGCAGUGACCGGCCCAAGAUCACCCAGUGAGCUUCAUUGGCUGAGUCGGGAUUUGAACCUUGGUCUCCCAGGUCCUAGUCCAACAAUUUAAAUUCUGUUAUACUACAAGGACUUACAAAUCUACUGGUACUGCUUUUCCUGGCAUAGGAAUGCACUGAUGGGAACAUUAUCAUCAGCUGAUCUCUGCUUUUCUAAGCAGACAAAGAGAGACUGGACAGGAGACCAUGUGGAAGGGAGGGAGGGAGGACAGCCUGCCAGGCCCCAUCCACAACUUGUGAGUCACAACUCCAGACAAGAAGUAGGGUGCCCCUAGGGUUACAUUGAUUAUACCACAAAGCAAACAGACUUAUAACUGGAGUCCUUAAAGCUGUGAAUAAUUGCUUGACAGUUUGCGAGGCAACACAUAGUGACACCCGUGGAUCUUUUCUGCAAGCUGCGGAAUGUUGCAUUUGUAGAUGCAAAUCUAGGGUUUUCCCAUUUUAUUCCCAGAACAACCCUGCAAAAUAGGCUAUGCCGACAGCAACUGUUACUGGCCUCCAGGUCAUCCUGCAAGCAUCAUGCUUUGUUGUGGAUGUGAAUCCAGCUCUCCCUAGUCCAACACACUUGUUGCCAUACUUCAUAGUUAUGCAAAAGCAAGAGUUUCAGCAGAUGUGGGUCUUUGCAUUCCAGCAAGCCACAAUCUCUUCUUCUAUGGAGCCUCCCUCUCUUUUUCCUGUCCUCAACCCAACCUGUGCAGAAUGCACCCAGGUAUCAGCUGUGACUCCUGCCCACAUCCAGGCUGAGGUAGGAGGGAGAAAGAAGAGGAUUUCCCUCAUGCGUGGGACUAUAAAACACUCCAUUUUUCUUAUUUUCAGAAAUUCUGAAACGUUUAGCAUCACCACACUCCAGUCACGGGUUUUAUACUAGCAUGGCUGGGGGUGGACUGCCAACUUUGGGGGAAAUUGUGUUGCCAGGGAUAACUUUAAUUUUGGAUGUGUUUCAGUGAAUAUAUGAAACAUGUAAAAGAGCAAGGUCUGUUUCCGUCUGGGAGGGUGGCAAUCCUAACCCCACACUUCCAGCAGGACCAAGUCCAGAGCUGGGGAACUUUUGACCAUAAAUCAUCACGUUCCUUGGUAUAAUCAUAGCCACAUUCUAUGCCAAGUAGGAAACAGACUUUUUCAGUGUCAGGGUGGUGGAGGUGCUUGGAAACUGUGUUUUACUUCUCAUUUUCUUCCUUCCCUGCACUACAGCCCCUGAUCUGCUGCCCCUCCCGCCAGGGUGGGCCAGGCAAGUUCCUGAGCAAAGUGUCUCGGCGCAAGGAUCCGCCUAAGCCAGAGAAUUCAGACAGCGACACCGACCAGCCAGAGGCUUUGCCUGAGGACACCUGAUCAACCUGGCUCCAGACCCACUGUAUUCACAAGAGAGAAUAAUAAACACUCCGCUUGAACCCCUCUCCCAUUUCCCUCCAGGAUCUGGAGGGGAAAAGGACAGUGCAUCUCUCGCCCAUUCCAUCGGAGAGAGCCAAAAUGGCACCCUCCCGAUGUUGGUCAGCUAUGGUUCCCACCAUCCCUGGCCAUUGGCCAUGCUGGCUGGGGCUGUUGGGAGUUAUAAUCUGAAGGGCACCAGGUUGGCUAUCCUUGCAAUAAUCACAGCAAGCAGAAUUGGGAAGGGGGGGAAAGCUGCAAAGCAUGUUGGGUUAAUUGCCAUAAGAUGCAUUCUGGGUAAACAUCAGGUUCUGUCCAUGAAGGGAUUGAAGAACCACUCAAAGCAGCUGGCACUGCCACCUCUUCCAAAAUAUAUUUAAAUAAAAUGCAAAUG
Podarcis lilfordi (Lilford's wall lizard) is the source of this 10856-nucleotide messenger RNA. NCBI's taxonomy places the organism in Eukaryota, Metazoa, Chordata, Lepidosauria, Squamata, Lacertidae. The record is from the annotation of a GenBank genome assembly.